This is a messenger RNA of Colletotrichum abscissum, 612 nucleotides long. RefSeq lists its product as uncharacterized. The coding region runs from base 1 to 612 and encodes 203 amino acids. NCBI's taxonomy places the organism in Eukaryota, Fungi, Ascomycota, Sordariomycetes, Glomerellales, Glomerellaceae. The transcript has a single exon. The record is from RefSeq and is a predicted model, not a curated record.
AUGAUUCUAGGUCUCUUCGACAACGUCGAGGCUGCAGUUGUUCAGACUUACGGGGAAAGUCUGUUACGCCCAGGCACCACUAUCUUAGACACGGUCAACGCCCAUUUCAAGCUCUCUAAUAGGGUGAGCGCUGAAGUCCACGUGUCAUGGUUGAACCCUCAUAAGGAACGAAAGAUGACGGUGAUCGGAGAGGAAGCAACAGCUGUUUUUGACGAUACAGAGCCAUGGGAGUCUAAGCUUCGUCUGUUCAAGAACAAGAUCGACUGGACGAGCGGUCAUCCGGAGGCACCAGACGGCCGAAUGGAGGUUGUAGCUCUGGAGAAGCUCGAGCCGCUCGCCAUUGAAUGCCAGCACUUUCUUAAGUGCGUUGGUACCGGCAAAGUCCCAAAGACUGAUUUGGCCGAGGGCAUAGCCGUUGGUGGCGUACUCGAAGCAGUUGAAAAUCAGUUACGAAUGUGGGUAUCCCUUCGACAACCGAGUGCCUUGACUGCCGGAUUACAUCUAGAUCCGAAGGCAGAGGUCCUCAAUGAAAUCCCAUGUCCGACAUUGCCAGAAAAGAUUGUCAAAAUCUCCAUCAUUGAUCUCCAGUCUCAGAUGCGCCGAAUCCAAUAG